UUAACAAAAUUGCAGCCUGGAAGAAGAUGCCGCAGCUGUCGUGAAAUCAUUGACUGUCGUCGAAACAACAGGGCUGUCAUUCGGAGAUGCUUUUUCAUAUUCCGUUAUUGCAAUCGAGGAAGUUGUUCUCCAUUCCCAGGAGCGAUAUGUCGUCGCAAACGCACAACGUCUAGGACUACGACUACAUCAACUUCUACUUCCACUACUUCUACUACCACUACUUCUACUACUACAAAUUCUACGACAACUUCUAACACCACCAGUUCCAGUACAUCAUCAACUUCUACUACUACCACGCCUACUUCUAAUAACACUACUACUACAACGCUUAGUCCUAAUAGUACUACUACUACUACAACGCCUAGUUCUAAUAGCACUACUACUACAACGCCUACUUCUAAUAGAACGACUACUACAACGCUUAGUCCUAACAGUACUACUACGACAACGCCUAGUUCUAAUAGCACUACUACUACAACGCCUUCUUCUAAUAGCACUAGUACUACAACUCCUACUUCUAAUAACACAACUACUACAACUCCUACUUCUAAUAGCACAACUACUACAACGCCUAGUUCUAAUAGCACUACUACUACAACGCUUAGUUCUAAUAGCACUACAACUACAACGCCUACUUCUAAUAGCACUACUACUACAACGCUUAGUUCUAAUAGCACUACAACUACAACGCCCAGUUCUAAUACCACUACUACUACAACACCUACUUCUAAUAGCACAAAUGCUACAACUUCUACUUCUAAUAGCACUACAACUACAACGCCCAGUUCUAAUAGCACUACUACUACAACACCUACUUCUAAUAGCACAAAUGCUACAACUUCUACUUCUAAUAGCACUACUACUACAACACCUACUUCUAAUAGCACUACUACUACAACGCCUUCUUCUAAUAGCACUACUACUACAACGCCUUCUUCUAAUAGCACUAAUACUACAACUCCCACUUCUAAUAGCACUACUACUACAACUCCUAGUUCUAAUAGCACUAAUACUACAACUCCUACUUCUAACAGCACAACUACUACAACGCCUACUUCUAAUACCACUACUACUACAACGGCUAGUUCUAAUACCACUACUACUACAACGGCUAGUUCUAAUAGCACUACUACUACUGCAACGCCUAGUUCUAAUAGCACUACUACUACUACUACACCUACUUCUAAUAGCACUACGACUACUACAACACCUACUUCUAAUAGCACUACCACUACAACAGCUUCUUCUAAUGGCACUACCACUACAACAGUUUCUUCUAAUAGCACUACCACUACAACAGUUUCUUCUAAUAGCACUACCACUACAACAGCUUCUUCUAAUAGCACUACCACUACAACAGCUUCUUCUAAUAGCACUAAUACCACAUCUGCUGGACCUAAAUGUCGCCGUACAACAACUACAACCACAACUACUUCUACUACUAGUACAACUACACCGACUUCUACCACCACUACUUCCACUACAACACCAUCUUCUACCAUCACUACUUCCACUGCAUCACCAUCUUCUACCAUCACUACCUCCAUUACAUCACCAACUUCUACCACCACAAUCCCGAUUUCAACAACAGUCAUCUCGACCGAGGCCAGCAACACGAGCAACAGUACCGCUACAACUGUAGAGAGCACGACUGACGGUAAUGGCACAACGGCAUCAAGCAACAGUACCGCCACAACUGCAGAGGGCACGACUGAAGGUAACAGUAUAACUGCAUCAAGCAAAACUACCGCUACAACUGUAGAGAACACGACUGAAGGUAACAGCACAACUGCAUCAAGCAACAGUACCGCUACAACUGUAGAGAGCACGACUGAAGGUAACAGCACAACUGCAUCAAGUAACAGUACAACACCAACUGCAGAGAGCACGAUUGAAGGUAACAGCACAACUAUUUCAACUAACAGUACCGCUAUAACUAUAGAGAGCACGACUGAAGGUUACAGUACAACUGCAUCAAGUAACACUACCGCAAUAUCUGUAGAGACUACGACUGACAGUAACAGCACAAAUGCAUCAAGCAACACUAACGCAACAACUGUAGAGACUACGACUGACGGUAACAGCACAAAUGCAUCAAGCAACACUAACGCAACAACUGUAGAAACUACGACUGACAGUAACAGCACAACUGCAUCAAGCAACACUACCGCAACAAUUAUAGAGCCUACGACUGACAGUAACAGCACAACUGCAACAAGUGACAGUACCGCUACAACUGUAGAGAGCACGACUUACGAUAACAGCACAACUGCAUCAAGCAACAGUACUGCUACAACUGUAGAGAACACGACUGACGGUAACAGCACAACUGCAUCAAGCAACAAUACCGCUACAACUGUAGAGAACACGACUGACGGUAUCAGCACAACUGAAUCAAGCAACAGUACCGCUACAACUUACCGCUACAACUGCAUCAAGCAACAGUACCGCUACAACUGCAUCAAGCAACAGUACCGCUACAACUGCAUCAAGCAACAGUACCGCUACAACUGCAUCAAGCAACAGUACUGCUACAACUGCAUUAAGCAACAGUACCGCUACAACUGCAUCAAGCAACAGUACCGCUACAACUGCAUUAAGCAACAGUACCGCUACAACUGUAUCAAGCAACAGUACCGCUACAACUGCAUCAAGCAACAGUACCGCUACAACUGCAUCAAGCAACAGUACCGCUACAACUGUAACAGCACAACGGCAUCAAGCAACAGCACUGCUACAACUGUAGAGAGUACGACUGACGGUAACAGCACAACGACAUCAAGCAGCAGCACUGCUACAACUGUAGAGAGCACGACUGACGGUAACAGCACAACGACAGCAAGCAACAGCACUGCUACAACUGUAGAGAGUACAACUGACGGUAACAGCACAACGACAUCAAGCAACAGCACUGCUACAACUGUAGAGAGCACGACUGACGGUAACAGCACAACGACAUCAAGUAACAGCACUGCUACAACUGUAGAGAGCACGACUGACGCGUGCACCACUUGUCAAGGCCAAUCGUGUUCAAAUGUUGAAUCUCCAACAGAAGAAGAUUUUCACAUCAACGACGAAACAACUGAUGUAUCGCUGUUACCUGGGAGCAGGUGCCUUAGUUGCCGUGAAGCAAUAACAUGCUUUAGAAAUAAUAGAGCUGUUGUUAGAAGAUGCUAUUUCAUACUCCGAUAUUGCAAUAAGGGUCGUUGUUCUUAUACUCCGGGAAAUAAGUGUUAUCGUACAUCAACCACUUCUACAACUACUUCUACAAGCACAACUUCCUCUACUAGUUCUACUACCACAUCUCCAACAAGUACUGCGUCUACUACAACAACCGCUUCGAAUAAUACGACAUCAACCAACAGCACGUCUACCACAACUACCACAAGGUCAUCUUCCGCUAACACAACAUCCACCACAACUACAACUCCGUCCAGCACUACUACAAGUCCUUCUUCAUCCAGUUCAACUGUUACUAGUACUGCUACAUCUACUGCUAGUACAACCAGUGAUUCUCCAACGUCAACUGGCUCUAGUUCAUCGACUACUAACUCAAGCACAGCAUAACAUCUACAUACCUAAUUUAUAUCAACUACCACACAAGGUUAUUAUGUAUUCCACCAUUGCAUAACAGAACACUAAAUUCACGAAUUCAGUUCGUUCACUCGGUCUUUUAUUACAUUCCAUAAACAACAUUUAUGGAAUCCAUUUGUCAAAUCGAUGUAUAUAGGCAUACGUACGU
Manduca sexta (tobacco hornworm) is the source of this 3742-nucleotide messenger RNA. Its product is annotated as mucin-5AC-like. The transcript has 6 exons. The annotation marks the transcript as partial. Lineage: Eukaryota; Metazoa; Arthropoda; Insecta; Lepidoptera; Sphingidae. The record is from RefSeq and is a predicted model, not a curated record.